Messenger RNA from Peromyscus leucopus (white-footed mouse), 1189 nucleotides. RefSeq names its product small integral membrane protein 19 (gene Smim19). NCBI's taxonomy places the organism in Eukaryota, Metazoa, Chordata, Mammalia, Rodentia, Cricetidae. The transcript is spliced from 4 exons. The record is from RefSeq and is a predicted model, not a curated record. The coding region runs from base 89 to 412 and encodes 107 amino acids.
GACGGCCUGUCCGGAGAGGAUCCGUCCUGUAUGCCACCAGGAGCAGAUUGCACAGGCUCGGGGACGCGGCUGGAGGAGGCCAGAUCCCAUGGCUGGAAGUUAUGGCAUGAUGGGUGAUGACGACUCUAUUGAUUACACCGUCCACGAAGCCUGGAACGAAGCCACCAAUGUGUACUUGAUAGUGAUCCUUGUUAGCUUUGGCCUCUUCAUGUAUGCCAAGAGGAAUAAAAGGAAAAUUAUGAGAAUAUUUAGUGUGCCACCUUCAGAAGAAACCUUGUCAGAACCCAAUUUUUAUGACACAAUGAGCAAAAUUCGCUUAAGACAACAAGUGGAAAUGCAUUCUGUUUCAAGAAAGUAUGAGUAUCAACAGCCGCAAAGCCAAGCUGACAGUGUGCAGCUCUCGUUGGAAUGAAACCUGAGACUGAGCAACGGAAGUGAUGGUGUGAAGUGGUGUGGCAACACGUUCCUGCUCCCCUCUCCUCAGUCAUCACUGGCAUUCAGAGACCCUGUCAGAUAAAGUCAUCCCGCUGCCCCCCCACCCCACCCCCGCCUGGGCUUUCUCCUGUUGCUUCUAGGACUUGCUUCAUAAGCACAAAAACUUUUAGAAGGAAGACGCCUUCUGACUAGAGAUGAGGACUUUCCCUUUUGAAGAUGUCUGCUGUCUUCAGGACACAGCGGAAAAUACAAACGUGUCUUCGGAAACAAGAACCCUGGCGUUAAUGUCACUUUGAUUAGAAUAUUUUUACAGAGUUGAAACAUCAAAUUCUCGCUCUUGAGGUGGUUUGCACUUAGGUUGUGGCCUGUGAUAAUGAGUUUAACAUCAGUAAAGGACUGAUUUGUGUUGCUCUCACUAUGGUUACUGGCUCUGAGUCAGGGAUCUUUGCUUCACGAUUUGUAUGCCACACCUCUGAACUCGUAGUGGCUUCUCCAUCAUGAAGCAUGUCCCAUCUGCUGGUUGGGGAUGCUCUCUGCAACUGGAUUUGCCUCCCUUUGAUCGUAUUCCCCACACUUGUUAUUUUGUUCCUGAUCCCAUAUUCUCCUUACCUCCAUAGGGCUCCUUGAGGCCAUGCUGUUAGACAAAGAGCCAUCUCUGUCUAGCUGUUGGUACUUAACUUCCCCAUGUUUCUCUGUCACUGUUGAAAGUUACUGUCUGGUGUCUUGUGCUUUGUAAAGCUUGGUUGAACACACA